This is a messenger RNA of Neurospora crassa OR74A, 3749 nucleotides long. It is a transcript of the gene col-27, whose product is annotated as zinc binuclear cluster-type protein. Gene Ontology annotation, molecular function: sequence-specific DNA binding; DNA-binding transcription factor activity, RNA polymerase II-specific; zinc ion binding. The transcript is spliced from 3 exons. The record is from RefSeq and is a predicted model, not a curated record. Gene Ontology annotation, biological process: DNA-templated transcription; positive regulation of transcription by RNA polymerase II. NCBI's taxonomy places the organism in Eukaryota, Fungi, Ascomycota, Sordariomycetes, Sordariales, Sordariaceae. The coding region runs from base 586 to 3525 and encodes 979 amino acids.
CUUGGUUCCAUCUUCUCACGAGGUGACCGGGCAUGUUACUCAGCCGAGGCGGUCCAGAAUACGGGCCCCUAACUCACGUAUCAUUGCCCUGUAACUGCCCGCCCCUGCCCGUACAGUACCCUAGCCGAUCGAGGAACCCUGCCGCUGGCACAGCGUUGAGGUUCCCACCAUGAAUCUCCCCCACUUCACCAACCCACAUCUUCCGCCCACAUUCUACGCUAGCCCAGCGUUUGGACAGGCCUGCCCGAGGAGGCCCAGCGUGUGUCACUUGCAGAGUCGCAGGGCAACCACCAAACAACCUCAACACUUUGACAAGCCGAGAGCCUCUUCACCAAUUCAACUACCUACUCUGCCCCUUCGAUUCCCGUCUUCAUCAGGCCCUCGAGAGACGCUCAUAUACCUUAUCCACCUUCCAGCCAACAACCUCCGAGGCGCCUCCCGCCCGUCCGCCAUGCUCCACGUGCGCGCAGUGGGAAUCUUGAGCUGUGGUACAACUUGAACCUGAACUGCCUCGACGACUUCAACCCCCGCCUGCUUGUCUCUACAACCUCACCCCCAGCCAGCAGCCAGCCAGCCAGUCAGCCCAUGGAUGCUGCCGAGAUCGUCCGCCGGGCCCUGGGCUCUAUCGCCGAACGAAGAUCUUCACAGCAACACCUACACCCACAACCACAAGCCACGCCCUCAUACUUCCCCUUUCCCACUCAACAACACGCCGCACCCAGGCCUGCCGCCCCUCGCCCCCCACGCCGCGAUGCCUCCAAUCUGGGAUACACGUUGACAGCAUGCUGCAGAUGUCGUCAGCGCAAAACCAGAUGCGGUACCUCCUUACCUCGAUGCAUGCCUUGCGAGCGCGCGGGCGCCGUUUGCGAAUACUGGGACUCGACCUUGCAAAGGAAGGUCAGCCGUUCUUACGUUGUCAAGCUACGGGACAAGCUACGCCGCCUUACCGACGAACUUGCUCAGUUCAAGACCGAUGAACCAGACCCGCAGGAUCGCCGCCAGAGUCCCGAUCUAUCCAGCAGCCUGGUGCGACCCAACGUGACCGAUGAGAUCUCUUACUGGUUUGGGCCCAGCAGUGGUGUCGGUCUCCAGCGAACGUUGAUGGAAGAGGCUAAGCGCUAUAUGGAAUCCGAGUCGUUUGCGAAUCUGUUAUCCGAGAGCGUUACCCGGCGAGUUGAUAGGGCAAACCGUAUGCAGAGCAUUUCGACAGGGCGCAAGAAGAGCUACCCCUUGAUCAGUGAGAUUCCGGUUCAGCAACUGCCAAAGCGCGCCACAGCCGACAGGCUUCUCGAGGUCUACAUUCAGAGAGCACAGAUUUGGGCGCCAAUCCUCCACGAAAAGAUCCUUGAGGAAAACGUCAACGACGUGUACGACGGCGACAAGGACCCCUACAAGAGGUUUGUGGUACACAUGGUGUUUGCCAUAGGUUUGCGCAAAUUGUCGUCGCAGUUUGCUGGUCUCGCCGACAGUUUCUACAUCGCCGCCACAGAGUACUUCUGGCAAGUCAUACAGCCGCGAGACCUCAAAUCACUACAGUGCAUCAUUUUACUGGCUCAAUACUACCUGUUGUGUCCCUACAAAGCACCUGGCUAUUAUAUUGCCGGAUUGGCGACCAAGCUUUGCCAGCAGCUUAACAUUGUCGACGAACAAACCAUUUCCUCUGGGGUUGAUGAGCAGACACUCGAUAUGCGAAGGCGACUGGCUUGGGUGACGGUUAACAACGAAUUGGGCUUGGCAUACAUCACUGGGAGACCAAACGGCUUUUCCAAGAGUCAUGAUGCGAUCAACCUCAAGUUCUUCGAAAGCCUCCCGGAUGAGAAUAUCACUGCGGAUGGCAUCGAGCCCGGGCCCGCUUGUGUGAGAAAGUUGGUAGCUAUCCACUUUUGCAAGAUGACCCUUCUGCAGGCAGAGAUACGACGAGUCUUGUAUGAGCAAACCAUGCCCAAUGUCAAUAGUGAAGAACAUUGCUGGGUUGCCAAGAUGCAGAAAAAGCUGGAGGACUGGCGGGAUUCUGCCCCUGAGAAGGCCGAGCCAUGGUGCAAAUCCUUGUUUGCAUUCUACUUCCACAACAUGAUGAUCUCUCUAUAUCGCCCAUCACCGCAAAUACCAGACCCAUCUGCUACCGCCGCCGCCAAGUGUUUUGACGCGUCCCGCGAAGUCAUUGCGAUUUCGAGCACACAAAUCAAGGCAUCGGCCGUCGACGUCACAUAUAUCUUUCUAUCGACUAUCCACACAGCUUUGAGUACUCUGCUGUGGUCCGUUUCCUACGCGGAGGUUCGAGCCGACCACUCCGCAGACGAAGUCAAGGACAUCACGGAGACUGCGCUGGAAAUAUUUGCCCAAUGCUCCGAAUUCUUGCCAGAACCACAAGCCGUUUCGGAAUUUUACGAUGUCUUGAUCUCGGUCUCGCUGCGCCGCUAUCACAUCAAGGAGGAACCAAUGACUCCUACGCCGGGUUUUCAGCACUUGCCAAACGCGAGUGGGUUUGGUCAGCCUGGCUUGCUUAAUUCCAACAACAUGUCCGAUCCAGGCAUGUUCGCAACACCGCAAGCAACACACACGCCCCAGGAUGAGGAGACACCGAUUUUCCGGGCUCCUAGCUUCCGCUAUGUCUUCGACGGCACUCCUGAGCCGGAGCCGCCAACAGAUCUCCAGAACACACCAUUCCGUCCUUCCCAACCCAUGUUCCGCUCAAACUCGAUUUUUGGAAGUCCUUCGACGGAUCCAGGCCGAAGGCUCUCUCACUGGGCCCCUGAAUCUACUACUUCCGUUAACCAUAAUGCCCCGGUAGACGCACAAGGGCCACCAACAGGACGUUUCGAACCAUCGAUAUCGCCACCGACAGACCCCUCGACUCCGAUUGCCAUGCCAGGAGCAUUCAACCCACCCACAACUCUUCCGCAAGCACCAGUACACGUCCCCGUCAACACUCUACCAAUCACGACAGAGCCUCUCACCUCCUACCACCUCGCCCCUAGCCCAGUGAUGCCCCUUCCGCAACACGCACCACCGCUAAUACCGACAACAACGGCACAACAAGCCUGGUUCAACCCCCCGCCCCCUCUCCUCUCACCGCACACCUUCUCCUCAAGCAGAGGCAGCAUCAGUAUUUCCGGAACAGCCAACGACGUCAUGCUCAACCCCGGUCUCGGCCUCUGGCUCACGCGGUUUAGCGACAAUUACUCCCUCAACCGCGGUCCACCGCCUACUUCAAACGGGUGGGGACCUGCUUGGGCUAACGCCAACAACAACAAUAGUAACAAUAACCCCAACGGUAUCGGCGCUGGUGGUGGUCUAGGCAUGGGAUCACCCUGGGGAGCUCAGCCGCCCCCGCCUCAUAGCGGUAGCAUGGGAGGAGGGCUGCCGCCAAACAACAACAGCAACAUGAACAACGUCUGGGCGACUCACUGGUCGGAUCAGAGACAGGGAAGUCUAAGCCAGGAACAGCAGGAUGAGUUGAUGGAUGUGUUGGAGACGGAGGGAAUUGCGGAGAUUGAUAUGUUUUUGAAGAUGGAGACUUCAUGAGUUGUGAAUGUGAGUGUGAGCCUAUUGGUUUGACAGUGGGUUUGGGAUAAUACCUAUCUUGGAACGAAGGGAGUUGGGCUUGAAGGGAGAACGGGUAGCGCGGACGGGCGGCAAGAUCUGAUUUGGCUGGUUGGUUGGUCGGUGUAUGGAGUCAGUUCUUUGGAUAUAUUCUGUAGCUGGAUGCAGGUAGCUGUGGUAUUUGAUACAAUGAAGAGAAUCCUGAC